UUUGUACCUAUAGAAGACUUGUUUUUAUUUUAUACGCUUCAGUAAACUGCAAGAAUUAGAUCUUGUUAGCAGCUGCACAACUCACAGUGUGUCGAAUGUUUAUCAUAGCUAUAUGUGUUCUGUAAAAGCUAGCUGAAGAAAUACUUUUGAUUUUUUAAAUAUAUUUACGUUUAUAUAUAUAUUCUUACUGAAAGAAAUAUGAUAUGUUUGCAUGCGAGACUUUGCUAAAUGUUAUUAAUGUCAACAACAAAAAAAGGAAAUCUAUAAAUGAGAAGACGAAACAACAGAAGCUACCUGAUCAAAUUAAAUAAUUUGAUGUAUGAUUUUUAGUAGGAGAAAGCACAAACAGAUACUAAGCAGUAUCAGUAGUAAUCUUUGCAUAGGCAGAAAUAAAAGACCCUUCGGCAGGGAAAGGAUAAAUCUCAUUCCGUACAAUACUCAAGCUUGGGAUAAUUUUAUCAAAGUUUUUAAAUUGUUAGUUGAUAACAACAUGUUGGUACUAAGAACUAGAAGUGGGCGAGAAAUGAUAGAUUACUUAUGGUUGUUUUCUAUUUUCUGCAUGACGCACAUAACAAGUGUUUAUUCGCAGAAAUUAAACCCAAACGAAAAAGCGCCAAACUUUACGUUACCGACGUUAAAUGGACCAAUCGUAUACAAGGGGGUUGGACACAAGGACACUAAUGUACACCCGCCAAUGAUAUUUCAUGAAUACACUAAUCAUUCAGGCUUUUUAGAAUGCUUAUGGACUAAAGAUUCGUCGAUAUUAGAAUUAAUAGAUAAUUCCCCGGACAAUAUUAAAUAUAUAUUUAUGACGUCAUCGAACGAUGCAACGGCAACUGCAGAGUGGAUGAAAAAAAGAUUCGAAGAUGCUUUAGAAAAAUACUACUCAUUAGCGAAGAAUUUAUCAACAUCCGUCAGCAGGUCUGUCAUUUUCAACGAAAAAAACAUUGAUGAACCAGCUCAAAGAAGGUCAUUCGAUUUAAAAUCAGUUGAGCAUAACAUACGUAAUGGAAGGAUUCACGCUUAUUUUCCCAUGCCUCAUCGUCGUAUAGAUAGAAGAUCUUUAAAUAAUACAUACAGCGACUUACCGAAAAUACGGAAGCCGGGAUUAGUGAAACAUAGCAAUAUAGGAAACCAUCUAACAAAGGCAUGGGAUUGGAAAACUUAUAGCAAAAAACAUGAUAUAAACUUUCACAACAAUGCUGAUAAUCAUCACCUCAAAUACAACCAUGCGGAAGAGCAUUUUCGAUUUGAUCACGUGGUUUCACAGAAACGCUCCAUAAUUGCGCGUUUGCGCUCAGAGAUAUCUGAAGACGCGGAUGAAACGUCGGGUGAUAACGACCAAUCCGCUUUGCAGGAUCGUGUUGAUGGUAUAAUGAAGAAAGGGAAAUAUAAGUUUAUCAGUGAUUGGUUAGAUAGGCUACAUUUCGUUACCAUUCCUCUCUACGAAGUUGGGAAUUGGUUGCCGUUGGUAAUGUCGCGAUGGUAUUGUUCUGGGCAUGGGUGUGGAUUGGAUCAAAUUGCUGUGGAAAGUCAAGAAGAAGGAGAUGUGUAUUUUGUCAACAAAAGAUUAGAUGGAAGAUACGACUGGCUGCCUUCACCAUAUACCUUGAAAGCAAAAUAUCCAAGAACAAAAAUUGCAGACUAUGGUGAUGGAUGCAGUGAUUUACCAGGAAAUUUCUCUACGCAAUUGCUGCUGAUAUCGAGAGAGGGAAAUUGUUCCUUCUUUCAAAAGAUGAAAUCUGCUCAAAAAGCCAGUGCCAUUGGUGCUAUAGUAUAUUCUUCUACGACUGAGUCACUGGUAGACAUGACAUGUGAAGGCACAGAAUGUGAGGAAGAAAUGAAAACACCUGGUACAAUGAUAUCGUAUGAGAGUGGGAAGAAGAUUUUAAAACUGUUAGCUCUUUCGAAUGAUGUAUACAUAAAAUUUCAACACACCCCAUCUAGAAACUUUUUUGUAGCUAUUGACGAGCAAGGGAAGUUGCAAGAAGUUGGUUGGUUGUUGUAUCCUUCAAUGAUAUUUUUGAGUUAUCAAGCAAAAUGGUUGAACUACAAGACAAACCUCCUGCAUAAUAUAUCUUCAAUGAAUGCUAAAGUUGUCAACGUAUUCAAUGCAACUCUAAUGCAAGGAAAUAAAGGAGUUGUACGAACUAUCAAGUUACCUCCAUUAAGCGAACUGCAAAGAUACAACCAUGCCUACUUAGAUAUGGCAUUAGGUUGCCCUGGCUCAACAGAUUAUGGCUGUCCACAUUGGGACCACACUGUACAACUUUACGUAUGUUGUGAUAAAGGAAACGAGUUGUGUGGAAAAGAAAUUGGUAGAUGGAUAACCCCUUUUAGAAGACGUAUUGGUCGUUGGCUCACUAACAUUAGACCGUUAUUACCUAUGUUCACGUCAACAAAGUGUACAUUCACAAUGAAAACUGUACCGUGGGCUAUGCCGUGGAAACCAGCGUUAAGUUUGAGAUUUGCUGAUAAAAUUAUGACUAAUGUUAGUUCACCAUUUCAAGUGAUACCAUUAUUUCGUGGUGGUAAGUUUGAUAAGACGUACAACACAAAACCAAAGCGUUCCAUGAAUUUUACCAUACCACAAGAAACAACAAAAGUACAGUUUAUCGCCACAAUAACUGGACACGGUAGCGACAAUAACAACUGCGCAGAGUUUUGCAUCACGUCGCACCACUUUGUGAUAAAUGACAAACACAAAAAUACCAGAAUAUUCGACACUGCCGGGACGGCCACAGGCUGUGCUGAUAAAGUGACGGAGGGCUCGGAACCUAACGAACACGGCACGUGGCUAUAUGGGCGUGACGGAUGGUGUGAUGGACAAAAUGUAAGCCCAUGGGUUGAAGAUGUCACCCAACAAGUUAAUAUUGGUGAAAUUAACAGUAUUCGUUAUUAUGGAUUUUUCAAUAAUACUGACCCGAAUCCCACAGCGAACCCUGGGAAUAUAAUCAUGUAUUCUUAUUUAGUUUUUUAUAAAGACGUGUAAAUGUGUCUUAGAACGAUUUAUAUAUAUAUUUUUUAAUAUUUUCUAUUCAAAUUAUUUUUUCUAAAUGUUAUGCAUUUUUUUAUAUCUAUUAGAUACCUAAUGCAUUUAGGCCGGUAAUGUGUAGUAUAUCGUAUGUUAAUAACGAAA
Hydractinia symbiolongicarpus is the source of this 3139-nucleotide messenger RNA. RefSeq lists its product as uncharacterized. The transcript is spliced from 9 exons. The coding region runs from base 320 to 2992 and encodes 890 amino acids. Lineage: Eukaryota; Metazoa; Cnidaria; Hydrozoa; Anthoathecata; Hydractiniidae. Gene Ontology annotation, molecular function: oxidoreductase activity, acting on paired donors, with incorporation or reduction of molecular oxygen, reduced ascorbate as one donor, and incorporation of one atom of oxygen. The record is from RefSeq and is a predicted model, not a curated record.